Messenger RNA from Ostreococcus tauri, 960 nucleotides. RefSeq lists its product as hypothetical. The transcript has a single exon. The coding region runs from base 1 to 960 and encodes 319 amino acids. The record is from RefSeq and is a predicted model, not a curated record. NCBI's taxonomy places the organism in Eukaryota, Viridiplantae, Chlorophyta, Mamiellophyceae, Mamiellales, Bathycoccaceae.
AUGGCGCGCGGUGACGAACGCGCGCCCCUGCUCCUCGAUCGGGGGACGGGGGAGACGUCCGCGUCGACGUCGCGGGCGUGGCGACACGCGCACGGGCACUCGUUCGUCCUCGGCGCGCUCAUCCUCAUCGGAUGCGUCGGGACGCGGGCGUUUAGUGUUGCGACGUCGAGGGGGGGCGACGGCGUCGAGGGGGGACGAGGGCGCGAACACGCGGGCGAUGGCGGCGACGGGCGAAUGAGGGAAGGGCUCGGUCGGACGUUCAGGCCGAGACGGGCGGCGUCGACGUCGGGGUUCGACGUCAUCGGCGAUCCCGUCGUCGGCCCGGAUGGCGCGCGCGGCGCGUCGGGCGCGAUGGUGCGCACGGCGGGCAAGUACGUGUCGAACGCGACGAUGGUACAUAACAUGAGGGAUGAUGUCGAUCAGACGGAGGCGGGAACGCCGCGGAGCGUGCACCUGACCCUGCUCACGGCGUGCGGUAAUUUGGGUUCGGUGCCGUUUCGCACGGGCGCGUGGACGGACGUCGUCGGCGCGCGAAUCGCGACGAAGACCAUGUCGAACGAUUUUCUCUUCGACAGAGCGCAAGAAAUGAGGCACACGAGGUGUGGGACGUACGAGGCGGACGUCACGCUCUACCCAGGGGAGGAGUUUGGCUUUUAUUUGUACAAGAUUGGCGACGCCACCGACCGGAACACCGUGAGCGACAUCGGCUGUCUCAGCCGAGGCGGCGCUCGUUGUCCCGGUUUCGCCACCCCAUCCGCUCUCAAGGGUUUAGAACUGUGCACGAAGACGACCGAUCAGGGUGAAGACGUCUUUUACAACCGCGCGUUUGACGGCGAACAGACGACGUACGUGUACGGUUCGUGCGACUACGGGUGCGCCUCCGACCGUCCGCUCGGGUGCUCCGACGACGACGUCACCGAGGACGACGCGUACCACGACUCCACAUCCGUGCGCACGUGA